AUGGAAUAUACAGGAAUGUAUAAUGAUGAUUUUGUUUCUAUCAACUACUCAGAUAUUCCGCCAAAAUUUUCAACAAAUUCUUCCUACGUGUCCUCUUCUAAUAAUCCAUCCGUUUCGAUAACAAACUCGACCAUCACCCCGUUAUCAUCACCACCAUCCUCCUUACUGUCCCCCACUGUUCCAUUCCCCUCCUCUACUACAACUUCAACCACCUUCUUGGAUAAGAUUAAAUCUUUUAAACCAUCUUAUAACAAUCAACGAAGAAACACUUUGCAAUUCUCAAUAUGUAAGAAAUCGGGAUGUAACAAUCGUUUGAUAAUUGACGAUAGUAAAACCAUGGGUUACUGUAGCAUGAUGUGUCAAUUAAAUGAUUGGUCUCAACCUUCCACCUUAACCGAUUCAACUAAUGAUAACUGCGGACUGAGUGAGGAAGGUCAAUUGGACCUUGGAGGAAAUAACGAAUUAAGCGGGAUAAGAGAGAUGAAUUUCAACGCUCCAAAUGCUGGAAAUAGGUUUAGCGGUAUCAAUUUCAAGAACUUCAGUGCGACAAAAAGGGAGAUUGAUAAUGUUACGGUCAGAUUAGGUGAUCAGAAAAAACAAAAGAGGGUUAGCCCAUGUAUAAUCAAGAGGCAACCGACGCAACAACAGCAAAAGCUCGAGAGGAUUAAAUCUUGGAAUUAUUUCACUCAAAUUUUACCUUCAAAUCAUACCAAUAUCGUAGAUUAUCCCUCUCCCUCGCAUAAUCUAACGAGCUUUAAUUUGGGAUCCACCUGCUUGGAUUAUGAUGAGAAUGAUUCACACUACUCAAAUGAUUUUCAUAAUCAUGGUAUAAUACAGAAUAUCAAUAAUAAUCAGCAAAAUUAUUUUGUCUUAAAUAAUGACGAUCUCGUUGAUGCUGCUGCUCAACCACAACAACCAUUGAGCUUUGAUAAUACAUCAGAAUUUGUUAUAAUGACAACAUGUUCUGCUUGUACGUUUUUAAAUGAUUCUAGAUCUAUUAUGUGCGUAUUAUGCCAUAAUCCAUUAUCUCCACAAGAGUUAAACAUUUCUUAUCUCGACGACAACUAUAACGUGCCAUUUUCUCAACCUUAUUCACUUCCUUCCCAACCGCAAAUACAACAGCAGUUACAACACCAAAUACAACAACAACAACAAUCACUACAACCACAUCCACAACUACAAUCAAAUGUCCAACAACAAUUGCCAUUUCCUCGACUUCAUUCGCAUCCUUCCCAACCACGAUUACAACGACAGUUAGAACAACAAAUACAACAUUUACAAAUUCAACGACAGUUACGACCACCAACUACACAACAAUUUCAACCACAGUUACAACCACAAUUUCCAAUCCAAUCACAAACACAAGAACAGCUGGGACAACAUUUGCAAAUGCAACAAAAUGUUCAACUGCAAAUGCAACAAAAUUUUCAACUGCAAUUUCAACAACAACAAUUACAAUCACAGAUGCAGCAAUCGCAAGUGCAACAGCCGUUACUACCUAAACGACAACAAUCUCAAUUACGAACAAAUGCACUUCUACGUAUAAAUGCACUACAACGCAUACAAUUACGACAAAAGUUAUCACAACAACGAUUACAACAACAACGAUCAAAACAACAACGAUUACAACAAUUAAAACGAUUACAACAAACAUCACAUCUACAAACACAACCCCAGUCGCAACCACAACCACAAUUAUUAAGUAAUUUUUCAUUUCCGACAUCAAUUCCUUCCACCCCCACAUCCUUUAACGCGUCUGAUCCAACAAAUAAAUGCGUAUUAUCAAAAACCAAAUUAAACGUUCUUUCCGAGGGAGAUGCAGAAUAUAACCAAAUACGAGAUUAUUUUUUUAUUGGUUUACCUCACGCUAAUAUACAUUCUAUAAUUCAAUUACAAAUGCCUACUAAAUUAAUUAAUGCUCAUGCACAAUAUAAACAUACUUCAUUAUUAAAUCAUUUAUCGACAACGCAAGAAGACAAUUUGGAUAAGUUUACAUAUAGAAUGUUUCAUGGUACCAAAAUUAGUUGUAAUCCUAAGCGGCUCAUUAAUGGGCAUAAUAGUUAUUGCAUGUUUAAUUGUGGUAUGUGCGGUAUAAUACAAAAUGGAAAUCAAAGAAAAUAUAGUAGAUUUAAUGGAAGAAUGUGGUUUGCUAAUAAUUCGGCUAUAUCACUGGGAUAUUGUAAUUUAUCAACUUCCAGAACUUUAUUUAAUUGUACACCUUUUGCUUCAAAGAGUUCUUUAUUGGCCAUGUUUGUUGUCGACGUUGUCUCUUAUAAUUCUAGUGAUAUUAUUAUCGUUGAUAAAGAUGAGGCUACGCUACCUAGAUAUUUGAUAUUAUUUGAAAUCGGAUUUUAA
Molecule: messenger RNA, 2355 nt
Organism: Funneliformis caledonium
Lineage: Eukaryota; Fungi; Glomeromycota; Glomeromycetes; Glomerales; Glomeraceae
Source: the annotation of a GenBank genome assembly